CUCUUGGUUUCCUUUUUUUUUUUUUCUAUUCCAAUUUCAGAUUUUACUCGAAAAAAAUCUCGAAUCCGAUUCCUUCUUCUCUUCCGCAAUCUCUAUUUGGAUCAAUGGGGGUGGAUUACUACAAUGUGCUGAAAGUGAAUCGAAACGCUAACGAAGAUGAUCUGAAGAAGUCUUACCGGAGAAUGGCUAUGAAAUGGCACCCUGACAAAAACCCUACGACCAAGAAAGAAGCUGAAGCUAAGUUCAAGCAGAUCUCUGAGGCUUAUGACGUCUUGAGCGAUCCUCAGAGGCGUCAGAUCUACGAUCAGUACGGAGAAGAAGGUCUUAAAUCCACCGAUUUACCUACUGCGGCGGAGACGGCGGCGCAUCAGCAGCAGCGGAGCUACUCUUCUAGCAACUCUGAGUUUCGGUAUUAUCCGCGUGAUGCUGAAGAUAUCUUUGCUGAGUUUUUCGGCGAAUCCGGAGAUACUUUUGGCGGAGGGAGUAGCGGAAGGACACGUGGAGAUGGCGCUGACGGUGGCGGCCGGAGAUUUAAAAGUGCAGAAGCAGGGAGCCAGGCUAAUAGAAAGACUCCGCCGCCGGCGAAUAGGAAGGCGCCGGCUAUUGAGAGUAAAUUGGCUUGCACACUGGAGGAGCUCUACAAAGGUGCCAAGAAGAAGAUGCGCAUUUCUCGCGUUGUUCCCGAUGAUUUUGGAAAGCCAAAGACUGUCCAAGAGAUUUUGAAGAUAGACAUAAAACCAGGUUGGAAGAAAGGCACAAAGAUAACUUUCCCGGAGAAAGGCAACCAAGAACCUGGUGUCACUCCCGCGGAUCUCAUAUUCGUGGUAGACGAGAAACCGCAUUCGGUAUUCAAAAGAGACGGUAACGAUCUGAUUCUCGAGAAGAAAGUCUCUCUUAUAGAUGCUUUAACGGGCCUCACCAUUAGCGUAACCACUCUAGACGGGAGGAACCUAACGAUCCCGGUUCUGGAUAUCGUAAAACCGGGUCAGGAGAUUGUGAUCCCAAAUGAAGGAAUGCCUACUAAAGACCCUUUGAAGAGAGGAGACCUCAGAGUCAACUUUGAGAUCUUGUUCCCGUCAAGACUAACGUCAGAACAGAAGAAUGACCUCAAGAGAGUUCUUGGUGGAAGCUGAUGAGUUUACAUUUAGUUUUCAAGUAAGCUAUUGAUCUUCUUUAACAACGGAUUCCACAGGAAGCUGAUCAAUUCAGUGUACAUACAUGUACGUUUUUCCUUUGUAAACUUCUUGUGUUAUAAGAAAGACUAAAAACCCGAAUCGAAUAAGACUGGAUAUCGGAGAUCUAAUAAUGGCUGCCACAGACAGAACAGAUCGUUUUGAA
Molecule: messenger RNA, 1338 nt
Organism: Arabidopsis lyrata subsp. lyrata
Lineage: Eukaryota; Viridiplantae; Streptophyta; Magnoliopsida; Brassicales; Brassicaceae
Product: dnaJ homolog subfamily B member 1
Exons: 3
Coding region: 105-1133 (342 amino acids)
Cellular component (GO): cytosol
Molecular function (GO): protein-folding chaperone binding
Source: RefSeq, a predicted model, not a curated record